UAUACCUCCUCCUCUCUGCUGUGAUUCUUUGGGAAUACGACUCAUCAUACCCGUGUUUUAAUGUCACGUCAGGACAGACGGUUAAAUGGAGAUCUCGCAAAAACUCCGUUGGGACCGAGUCCUGAUUUUGGCAGCACUUAUGUCACCUGCAAUCACGGUGCUGUGCAAUGACAUACUGGGCCUGAAGGUGGCAGGCGACCCGGUUCUGACCCCUAACUCUGUGUGCCUGCGACUGGCUGGCCUGAGUAAGCGCCAGAUGCGCCUGUGUGUGCGCAGCCCGGAUGUGACGGCGUCUGCCUUGCAGGGUAUCCAGGUGGCAAUUCAUGAGUGUCAGCAUCAGCUGAGAGACCAGCGCUGGAACUGCUCUUCGCUGGAGGGCCAGGGCAAGCUUCCCCACCAUAGCGCCAUCCUCAAUAGGGGUUUUCGUGAGAGCGCUUUCUCCCUGUCCCUGCUGGCUGCAGGGGUGGCUCAUUCCGUGGCCUCGGCCUGCAGCUUAGGCAAGCUGAGUGGCUGCGGCUGUGAGGCCAAGCGUCGAUUGGAUGACGACAAGAUCCGCAUCAAACUCACACAGCUUCAGAUUCAGACCCUUCAAAGGGGAGAAGCCAGCAUGGGAGUGGCACAGGCAUCUAAAUUCAGCGGUCGUCGAGGGGAGCAGCCCACCAGACGACACUCCGGCCACCCCUCUGCCCUCCUCAAACCCCUCUCGGAUGAACUCAGCUCACUGCAAGAGACCUGGGAGUGGGGCGGGUGUAGCCACGAUGCUCGCUUCGGCGAGCGCUUCUCUAGAGAUUGGCUAGACUCUAGGGGGUCUCCACGGGACAUUCACGCCCGCAUGAGGAUACAUAACAAUCGAGUUGGCAGACAGUUGGUGGCUGUGAACAUGAAGAGAAAGUGUAAGUGCCAUGGUACAUCAGGCAGCUGCCAGUUCAAGACUUGCUGGUAUGUCUCCCCUGAGUUCCGCCUGGUUGGAUCCCUCCUCCGGGAAAAGUUCCUGUCCGCAAUAUUCAUCAAUUCCCAGAACAAGAACAACGGUGUCUUCAACCCCCGAGCCAUGAACAGCAAUGAGAACCGGGCCGGUGGGGCGGGGGGGCUCAACAGCGGCGGCCGGCGAAGGAGUGUCUCCCAGGAGCUGGUCUACUUUGAGAAAUCACCGGACUUCUGUGAAAGAGAGCCGUCACUGGACUCAUUGGGCACGCAGGGGCGUAUCUGUAACAAAACCAGCCAGAGCAUGGACAGUUGCAGCUCGCUGUGCUGCGGCAGGGGACACAACAUUCUGAAGCAGACACGCAGCGAGCGAUGCCACUGCCGUUUCCACUGGUGCUGCUAUGUGCUCUGCGAGGAGUGCCGAGUCACAGAGUGGGUCAAUGUGUGCAAGUAAACCACUCAUCCACCCCCCACCCAGAAUUCUGUGUUAGGUGGUUCUUGAGCUCAAAUCACUGCCUUCCCCCAACCAAUCUGACUUGACACAUGCACCUUGCUGCAUCCAUGAGGAGGUAAGGUGCAAGUAGAGUAAGACAGCCAGUAUCCUGUUUUAGUCCCUCCAGGACUUUUGAAUCCUGACGU
Messenger RNA from Osmerus eperlanus (European smelt), 1563 nucleotides. It is a transcript of the gene wnt10b, whose product is annotated as wingless-type MMTV integration site family, member 10b. The transcript is spliced from 4 exons. The record is from RefSeq and is a predicted model, not a curated record. Bases 86 to 1378 code for a protein of 430 amino acids. Gene Ontology annotation, biological process: canonical Wnt signaling pathway; cell fate commitment; multicellular organism development. Gene Ontology annotation, cellular component: extracellular region. Gene Ontology annotation, molecular function: cytokine activity; frizzled binding. Lineage: Eukaryota; Metazoa; Chordata; Actinopteri; Osmeriformes; Osmeridae.